AUGAGAAAUAAUCUGUAUACUAAAAUUGCGGGAAAUGAUGUGAGGGGUGUCAUGUUUUUAAACGUUUAUACGGGAAUAGAUCGUUUAGUUUGCGGGUUACGUUGUUCUCAAUUAACAGAAUGCCGUAGUUUUAGUUAUAAACAGCAAAAUAAAGCGUGUCUUCUUUAUGACAAACGUCUCCAUGACUUUGGGACUUAUUUGACGGAGAUUGAAGAUUUUGAUUAUUACACUGAGAUACAGAGUACAGUUAAAGACGGAGAUUGGGAGUUGGUAUUUCGCGGGGAAAGUGGAAACGGUAAGAAAAUUUUAGACGUGUGGGAUUCCACGGAUGGAGACGAUCCUAGAACCGCCAACCCACACUGUUUUUCUAUCAUAAAGUAUCAUCUUCCUUGUGGCAACCAUUUCAAAACCAAAAGAAUGUUCGUGUGGUCUUUCUCUUCUAUUAACAAAGAACCACAGAAAUCUGGCGGAAAACGACAAGCCAAUCGUCGUUUUUACACAACAACGCAGAAUAAUUUGUAUAACUGUAACACGAAUUAUGGCUGGACAGUGAUUGUCGAUUCGGAGGGCAAUUUUUGUAACUUUGAUCAAGAUUAUGCAGAGCCGGCCUUCCUUUACAGUAGUACUGCAAAUAAAACAAUAUUUGAAACAGGUGCAUCAGAGGCGGAUGUAAUGGCUGUUUUUGUAUCAUUUGUAUAA
Lottia gigantea (owl limpet) is the source of this 699-nucleotide messenger RNA. RefSeq lists its product as hypothetical. The transcript is spliced from 5 exons. Bases 1 to 699 code for a protein of 232 amino acids. The record is from RefSeq and is a predicted model, not a curated record. NCBI's taxonomy places the organism in Eukaryota, Metazoa, Mollusca, Gastropoda, Lottiidae.